AUGGCCGAAGCUGGCAAGCUCGGGACAGCGCUUGUGCAGCAACAAAAGGAGCUCCGCGAUCGACUUGCCGAGGUGGAGUCCAUGCAGACGGAAGGCGAGCUGAGCCACGAGCUGCGUCAAAAGCUGUCCGAAAUCGAAAGAGACUACAAUGAUGUUGCGAGGCAGACAGCCCGGGCUUUUCUGCCCAAGCAGAGGGUACCGAGUAACGAGGCUGCGGCUGGAUCACCCUAUGUUCCUGAAGGCAAAGGAGGACGGCGAUCCGUGAGUCCCUCCAAAUUUGAAAGCCAAGCCACGGGCUCUCCCACCAAACUCAGCAUACCGAACCGCAAACUUCGAAACCAACCCGCGAACCGCAUCCAUGACAUAGAGUUCGCCGCCGAAAUCAGCACCUCGCUUAUUUCACAAGUGCGGAAUCUCCAAGCUUUGCUCGCCGAAAAGGACGAGGAGCUCCGCGAUGUCAAGGCGGAUAAUGCUCGCCUCGAGGUUGAUACUGAAGGCCUGCAGCAAAGGUUAAAGGCCUUGGAUGAAAGCGAGCAUCGAUGCCUCGGAACGGGAAAACGCCUCACCCAGUCGCUCAACGUCCUCCAAGCGGAAAAGACCAAAUUCCAAAGGGACCUCGAUGAAGUGAAGCUGUCCCAUUCCAAGCUCACCGAGGAGCAUGCAGCCUCUAUUAAGCAACAUGACAUCGAUCUGGGCACUGCCAAGCGAAACAUUGCUACCGCUGAGAAUGAGCGCAUGGCCAUGCAGCGCAAGCUCGACGACUUGCUGAGCCAGAACCAGGAGCUGGCUAGGGCCUUCUCCUCCCAGCGCUCCAAGAUUUCCGAGCGCGGCGCCAUUUCCGGCAUGAGCGACGACGACUUCGAGACGGCCACCGACAAUUUGACGCCCGAGCAUUCGCCACCUCCUUCUCCCCGCACCAUCCAAAGCCAGCGUACCCAACUCCACCGCGAGAAGACGGAAAAGCUCGAGCUCAAGAGGAUGCUUCAGGAUGCCCGUGACGAGGUCGAGCGCCUCCGCGGCGAGGGCGGCGCCGUCACCAGUCGUCGCACUAAGAAGGCCGACGCCAAGGAUGCCAAGAGAUUCUCUAAGCUCCUCCUCGGAGCUAAGCUAAGCGCAAUCGCGCUCGGUCUCCCCGGGACCCCUCGCUCGCCUUCGCGCGAUGAAGAGUCGACAGAUCAUUUUGAUACUGCCAACGAGACAAGUGAUGCCGCUUUCGAAACCGCCCACGAAAGGGGCACGGAGACGGAAGACUUCCAAACCGGAGCCGAAGAAUUCUCGGGAAGCGAGUCCGAGGCCACGGAAACGGAGAGCCCCUCGAGGGUUACCGCAUCGACAUCCAACGAUGAAGAUGAUGCCUUUGAAGAGACAAGAACCCCGACAUCCGCCCAGCCUCCUCCUCGUAUGCGGCUCCGUGUGAGCCGGGGUCUUCUCCGCCGCUCGCGUCAGACUAGCGAAGAACCGAAUCUGCAGAGCUCGCCCGCGAGCUUUGCCAACAGCAGCGCCAGCAACACGCCUCAACAGCCCGCCCAGAGCCUCUUUGCCGAGCUGGGCGACUUCAACGGCAGCGAUGACGACUCGUAUAGCGUCAUGACCGAGGCUGAUCCGUCCAAGGAGGACAUUAUGGAGAGUAUCGAGACGCCUACCGCCAUUCCCAAGCCUGUCAUGGUAGACGCCGGAACGAUGACUGAGCAGGUGGAAGAAUCGAUCCUCUCGCCCAUUAGUGUUAUUCACCUGGGACACGCUGAUACAGAGGCGGCCGAACUUGACCGUCCCGUGAGCAUGGCCUCGAGUCGAUUCCUGUCUCUUGACGAGGGCACGGAUGCGGAACGAUCGCGCCCUGUGUCUACGCUCUCGUAUAGCGAUUCAGGUGCUCAGUACGAUGCCGAGAUUGAGGAGAAGCUUGCCAAGUUCCCUCUUCCCCUCGGCGGCAGCGGCAAAGGCGGCCGCUGUGCCAGUCACGUGGAGCCCCUUGCCGCCGUCGAGCCUGUCCUUGGUCUCGCUUCGAUCGAGGCCCAGCACGUGGAGCCUAUCGCCGCGACUGAACCCUUGCUUGGGUUGGUCUCGAUUCAGACUCAGCACGUUGAGCCUAUCGCUGAACCCGAGCCUGUGCUUGGGUGGGUUUCCAUCGAGACUCAGCAUGUCGAGCCUGUGGUCGAGCCCGAGCCUACCCUAGGCCUCGCGGCUAUUCAAACGCAGCAGGUGGAGCCCAUUGUUGUUCCUGACCCUAUUCUUGGCCUCGCCCCAAUUCAAACCCAGAAUCUCGAGCCUGUUGCCACCCCUGAGCCUGUACUUGGUCUUGCGCUCAUCGAAGCCCAGCAUGUGGAGCCCAUUGCGGAACCUGCGGCGCCUGUUGCCGACCUUGCCCUUUCCUCCAUCCACGCAGAGGAGUUGGAGCCCAGAGCCGAGCCCGUCGUGGUACCUCCUGCUCCCACCUUGAGCGUGUCCCAGAUCCAGUCGCAGGAUCUCGAGCCAAACAACGAGCCUCUGGAUCUCUCUGUCGCCGAAGCCCUUGGCCUCGUCGCAGUUGGCUCGCGCGCCCUGGAGGAGCCUGCUCCCGCCCCCGCUCCCGCUCCUGAGCUUAGCAUGGCGGCCAUCACCUCGCAGGUACUCGACCCCAAGGCCGAACCGGAAAUCGUUGUGCCUCAGCCUGUGCUCUCGAUGAUGCCCAUCACCUCCCAGAACCUCGAACCGGUGCAGGAGAUUGCGCCAGCGCUGAGCAUGACCACUAUCCAUGCCGAACACCCCCAGGCCGAACCCGAGGUCCUUCCUUCGCUUAGCCUGGUUGAUAUCAACUCUCUCCAGGUUGAGCCUCGCGAGGAGCCAGUCACCCUUCCGGUUCUGACUAUAACACACAUUAAUUCUCAGGCUCUCGAGCCCAAGGCCGAGCCUGAGCCCCUAUUCCUGAACCCGCGGCUCUGGGAUUCUCCUCGGUCCGAUCUGAGCACAUUCAGCCCAUCUCACUACCCGAGCCUCGACCUGUG
Messenger RNA from Parascedosporium putredinis, 2981 nucleotides. Lineage: Eukaryota; Fungi; Ascomycota; Sordariomycetes; Microascales; Microascaceae. The record is from the annotation of a GenBank genome assembly.